AUGGGAAGCCUAGGCAAAAACAUCUCCUUAGGACUAUUUUUGUUUAUCGGUAUACUUGUCAUUACACCAGGGUUUGCAAUUCGUACUCAUGAAGAAGAUCCAGAGCUUUCUCGACAUUUGGAAGAGUGCCACGCAAAGGUGACAAAACGUUGUGCAAUAGAAAUCUCUAAUAGUAUAUACAACAACAAUACUCCAUCAGAAUACUGUUGCCGAAAGCAUAUAACAACUGGGAAAGCUUGCCAUGAUGAUUUCAUAAAACUAUUCGUUUCAAAAGUGCCAAAGGAUAAAGUAGCUUUUGUUGUAGCUAAGGGUGACCAAAUUUGGAACCAAUGUGCUGCUACUGUAGCUUUGGCACCUGUUGCCUAA
Messenger RNA from Populus trichocarpa (black cottonwood), 366 nucleotides. Its product is annotated as protein DOWN-REGULATED IN DIF1 11-like. The record is from RefSeq and is a predicted model, not a curated record. The transcript has a single exon. NCBI's taxonomy places the organism in Eukaryota, Viridiplantae, Streptophyta, Magnoliopsida, Malpighiales, Salicaceae. Bases 1 to 366 code for a protein of 121 amino acids.